AUGACUCUCCAAGCGGCCUCGAAGGACUAUCCAGUCUGCCGAGAAUGUCGAAUACGAAAAAUACGCUGUGGCCGGGAGCGUCCCAAAUGUGCCAACUGCAUCCGCUUCGGUCACAGCUGCGAAUGGUCCAGUCAGGGCAAAAAGCCGAACCAGACUGCAUUGCUCGCCAGCCAGAUCAAUGACUUAAGGAACCAGGUGGACCGGCUGGACGAUGCUAUCACGGAAAUACAAGCUUCCAUGCGGAUGUUCCAUGCCAUCUCCUCGCACGAACCUCAGCCAAAGCUUCCCUGUGUCAGUUGCACGGGGUCAGGGGCCGUGGGCAGUUAUCUCAACCCCUGCGGCAGCGCUCCGCAAUCGACACAAAAGGGGGGCUCUCAUCUACCCUGCAGCCCCUACAGCAAUGCUAAGGGAUACUACCUGGAUUCCGUAUUCGAUAUCAGCGCCUCAGUGCAGGAGCUGGCUUCAACACACGACGCUAGUACGAAUUCUCAGCCUUCGGAUGCUUCUCACAGAGUCCUGUCCAGCAUUUUUCCGGAAUCAGUCAAGCCACACCAAGCUACUAUCCGGCUCGAAAGGAUCCCCACCCUAGCCGGGUCUGCAAAUUAUUCACCAGGUCUCGCAGACGAUUCGCCGUGCCUAGUAGCGGAGUCAUAUCACCUAUCAGGAGCAUACCGGGAGGAGCACCAGUUGGUGUCCGGCCCGACUGCUUGGGGACACUCUGACGGAACACCCGGUCAUUCGAUGUACCUGAAUCCCUAUUCCCCACCACAAUCGUAA
Messenger RNA from Aspergillus sclerotioniger CBS 115572, 777 nucleotides. RefSeq names its product Zn(II)2Cys6 transcription factor domain-containing protein. The coding region runs from base 1 to 777 and encodes 258 amino acids. Lineage: Eukaryota; Fungi; Ascomycota; Eurotiomycetes; Eurotiales; Aspergillaceae. Gene Ontology annotation, molecular function: zinc ion binding; DNA-binding transcription factor activity, RNA polymerase II-specific. The transcript is spliced from 3 exons. Gene Ontology annotation, biological process: regulation of DNA-templated transcription. The record is from RefSeq and is a predicted model, not a curated record.